Pseudovirgaria hyperparasitica is the source of this 2205-nucleotide messenger RNA. Its product is annotated as amidase signature enzyme. The record is from RefSeq and is a predicted model, not a curated record. The transcript is spliced from 3 exons. The coding region runs from base 227 to 2008 and encodes 593 amino acids. Lineage: Eukaryota; Fungi; Ascomycota; Dothideomycetes; Acrospermales; Acrospermaceae.
UAGAGCAUUAACCCUCCGCAUUACGCGUGGCUCAACUGCUACAUGAUCACUCUGAUCAGCUAUCCUGGCCAACUAAAUAGAUUGCAGCUCACUUACGCCACUGUGUGAUACAGAAGGGAGCUUACGACUUGGUGCUACAAGUACGUGCUGCAAAAAUCGUUUAGUACCCAGACAUUUUUGACACCUCUGACCACACAUUGACAAUAUGUCCAGCAAGAGAGUCACCAUGCCAGUGGCAGGAUUUGACCCAAUGCUGAUGACAGCCUCGGAACUACAGAAACUCCUUGAGGCACGCAUUUUAAGAAGUGUUGAAAUUGUGGAUACCUACCUGGCUCAGAUCGAAGCGCACAACCGCAGGGGCCGACAGCUCCGAGCUUUGAUAUCGGUCGCUCCUAAACACCACCUAUUGGCGAUUGCGCAGUAUCUGGACAAUGAGAGGAACGAGGGCAGGAUCCGUGGCCCUUUACAUGGUAUUCCAAUUGUAGUCAAGGAUAAUAUAAUGACCGAUCCUCGUCUCGGCAUGGAUACUACUGUCGGUUCCUACGCCUUCGUAGGUGGACGUCCGAAAAAGAAUGCUACUGUCGUGGAAAGACUUAUUCGAAAAGGAAUGAUCAUCAUAGGAAAGGCCAACCUCACAGAGUUCUGUGGUCUAAAAACACCACAGAUGCCCCCAGGCUGGUCAGCUGUGGGAGGUCAAUGUCAAUCGCCAUAUGUCUCACGCCAUAUCGCCAAGGGAAAGCUAAAAUGGGAACUUUCCGCGCCUGGAGGCUCCUCUACUGGCUCCGCAGUGAGCGUUGCGGCCGGAUUUAGCACUCUAGCAGUGGGAACCGACACUAUAGGCUCUUUGAUUACACCAGCGAAUCGAGCAUCUCUUUAUGCCAUGAAGCCAACACCCGGAAAGGUCCCAAUGGAUGGUAUAUUUUCUCUUAGCGGUACCUUUGAUAGUCCAGGGGGCAUGGCUAAGUCUGCGACGGAUCUUGUCAAUCUCAUGAACACUCUCGUGGCUCCAACUGAAUGUGAGGUCGGGUCUCCUGCAGCUGGAACAUGCUACAAGAUCAAAGAAGGCUGGGAGGGCCUCCAUAUUGGCUUCGCAGCGCCAUCAAUAUGGAAGAUGUGGCUGAAAUCAAAACGCAUAAAUGCUGAUGCAGAGAGAUAUAUGAGACAACGAUACGAAAGCAUAAUCGCCACCCUCCAUGAAGUCCACGCCUCCUUAUCCUACCCAAUCGAGCUUCCUCUCCCGGGCAGCCUCAGUCUCGACGGCCGUAACUCCUUCGAGCCCAUCGUUUACCACGAAUUCAAGGCCCGCCUCAACGACUUCCUCGCCUCCUUCACAACCACAAAAGUCCACUCUCUCGCCGAGAUCAUCAACUUCAACCUCGAACACCCCGAACUCACCCUCCCGCCCUCCUCCCCAAACCAAGACGACCUGCACGCCGCCCUCGAAUCCACCCUCACCCAAGCCGACCUCGCCCAAGCCCGCGCAAACCUCAAAUCCCUCGGUGGCGCCGCCGCCCUGGACAAGCUCUUCUCCUCGCUAGCCGUCGACAUCAUCGCCGCCCCAGGCGACAGCGCCCUCUGCAGCCUCGCCGCCGCCGCAGGCUACCCCAUGGCCGUCGUGCCCCUCGGCGCGCUCAAGCUCAACGGCCAGCCCUUUGGCAUCGCCCUCUGCGCACGCGCCCACGAGGAGGCCAAACUCGUACACUUCAUGACGGCGUACGAGAGCACGUUUCCGGGCCGGCCGUUGCCGCUGCAGCUGGACAGCGUGCCAAUGCUACGUGACGACAAGGAAAUGUUACCGGAUAAGCCGAUUGUGGAUCUGAUCUUGCACGAGUGGGAUACAAGGCGGUUUAAUUGUAGCGCGGAUGCGUUGGCGGAUUGGCUGAAUAGGAGGUGGCGGAAGAGCGGGUAUAUGCUCAGUCCUGAGACAGUGUGUGAGGUGUUGAGGGGGAAUGGGAGGGUUGCGUUUAGAGGGUUGGGAGAUCAGGAGGAGGGCGCUUUUGCGAGGUAAGGAGGUCUGACUGGACGGUGAGGUUGAGAGGGUAAAGGGGGAAAGGUCACGGGCAUUUGACAUCGCACGAGGAUUGUAUGGACUGUAUCUCAGCUCGUCGAUACAUUUGUGGAAGACUAGACUCUGAUACACUCAUAUAUCUCGCUUGGAUUCGUGUUGCUUUCAUAUCCAUGACUCGAAGUUCCAAUUUCCAAGAG